Messenger RNA from Phanerochaete carnosa HHB-10118-sp, 1422 nucleotides. RefSeq lists its product as uncharacterized. The record is from RefSeq and is a predicted model, not a curated record. Bases 1 to 1422 code for a protein of 473 amino acids. NCBI's taxonomy places the organism in Eukaryota, Fungi, Basidiomycota, Agaricomycetes, Polyporales, Phanerochaetaceae. The transcript has 4 exons.
AUGAAUUUGGAACUGGCGCAGUCUCAGUACAAGCACUCCGCCGGCUACGCGCCUGCCUCUGGCAACGCCAACGACCCCGUCGAGACCAUCCCGUACGGUAAACGCCGCGGCAAAGAACUACGCCCACCGACUCCAGCGCUCACUCUUCCGUUCCCUCUGAACUCACACGAGGGCAGGCGCCUACGUCGCGAACAGUUCUGCGAGCGCUACGCGAUCAACAAGGCUGACUUUGAGCAGCGUCUAGCUGCACGUGAAAUUCAACAGGCGCGUGAAUGGAUCCUUGCUGGUCCGUCAAAGCCGACAUUUGAGCAGCGUCUAGCUGCCAUCCCACCGGCGACACAUACACCGAUCGCCCCGAAGCCGAUACUCAUCGACUUCAACAAGCACACUCCCACCGACCUUGUCUGCAUCUUCACACCAAAGUUCGAUGGCAUGCUCAAACACCUCGACGUCUUCGAGACUCUCGAGCUUGACGAUCUCAACUCCGACCAAGUCCGCAAUCUCCGCCGACUCAUCGAACAGCUUACGCGCAUCAAGCACUGCCUAGCGGACUUCUGUAACAUCGUCAAAUAUGAGGAGUGGCGCAAGUGGGAAUUAGGGUGCAAAGAAAUAGGGGAUAUCUUGUUCAAAGGGCUACGCAAGAACAAAGCCCGGAUUGUACAAGCGCUCAGUGCAGUUUACGUGAACGGAUAUUUUGACGUGGAGACAAAUACAGUACCUGAAACUGUAGAGACAAAACAGGAAACCGUCGCGGAAUUCAGACAGCAACUGAAUAUCCAAGAAGAUGACACACCGUGGGAAUCAUUGACAGAUUACGAGAAAUACAUCGAAGUUCUCUUCACCCCACAAUACUUCAAUUACAUAGAAGAUACGCACGGUCCACCGACAUAUGAAGCAUCUGCUAAGUUAGUCAACCCAGAUGACGACAUAAUCUAUAUCUUCUUUCCAACAACCUCCAAUACAUAUUCGGAACCCUACGCCUGUUAUCUCACACAGGAUAACAUCGAGGUUGAUCUAUACUACAAACCGAUCAAUCCAGUCUACAACCUCAAAUUCUUGGAAGAAGAUUGGGAAUCACUUCGAGCGACACGAGCCGAAUCAUACGAGCUCGAUCUCAGUGAAUUCUUUUACGACGUCGGGUCAACUUCAAAGGAACGUGAAACACUCUACACAUACACUCGCCUCCUCUUUACCAUUCCGCAAUUCGACGGAACCAACUAUAAAAAGUGGUCCGACGCAAUCCGAGCCUUCCUGCGUUACCAGGGCGUCUGGUACUUGGUCCAGGGAUACGGUUUCACAGCGACCGUACCAGUCCCUGGUCUUGCCAGACCAAUAGCUGCAACAGGUACACCCACGGCUACGGAAAUUGCAGCUCAAGCUGCAUGGGAUGAGAAAAAUGACAAGGCGCUGGGCAUCAUCUAA